Molecule: messenger RNA, 1733 nt
Organism: Myxocyprinus asiaticus (Chinese sucker)
Lineage: Eukaryota; Metazoa; Chordata; Actinopteri; Cypriniformes; Catostomidae
Product: transcription initiation factor IIB-like
Exons: 7
Coding region: 86-1036 (316 amino acids)
Biological process (GO): transcription initiation at RNA polymerase II promoter; transcription preinitiation complex assembly
Cellular component (GO): nucleus; transcription preinitiation complex
Molecular function (GO): RNA polymerase II general transcription initiation factor activity; TBP-class protein binding
Source: RefSeq, a predicted model, not a curated record
CUUUAAAACCUAUAAAGAGGGGUAGAGGGCGUCCAUUGUUUGCAGCGCACAGUCACUGCUGUGGAGAAACAUACUGUUGAACAGUAUGGCGUCGAUCAGCCGUGGAGACUCUCUUCCAAAGGUGCAAUGCCCCAAUCACCCCGAUGCACUCCUGGUGGAGGACUACAGGGCAGGAGACAUGAUCUGUCCUGAGUGUGGCCUUGUAGUAGGUGACCGUGUAAUUGAUGUAGGGUCAGAGUGGAGAACAUUCACCAAUGAUAAAGCAACGAAAGACCCUUCUCGUGUUGGUGAUGCUCAGAACCCUCUCCUCAAUGGAGGAGACCUCACCACAAUGAUCAGCAAAGGAACAGGUGCAGCAAGCUUUGAUGAGUUUGGAAAUUCCAAGUACCAGAAUCGUAGAACCAUGAGCAGCUCCGAUCGAGCCAUGCUCAAUGCCUACAAAGAGAUCGCCACUAUGGCUGACAGGAUCAACCUCCCCAGAAACAUCAUUGACCGAACAAACAACUUGUUUAAACAAGUUUAUGAACAGAAGAGUCUGAAAGGCAGAAGUAAUGAUGCAAUAGCUUCAGCCUGCCUCUACAUAGCAUGUAGACAGGAGGGGGUCCCAAGGACAUUUAAAGAAAUCUGUGCUGUCUCUUGCAUCUCAAAGAAGGAGAUUGGUCGUUGCUUCAAGCUCAUCCUGAAGGCUCUAAAGACAAGCGUGGACCUCAUCACAACUGGAGAUUUCAUGUCGCGUUUCUGCUCCAACUUGGGCUUGCCCAAACAAGUGCAGAUGGCGGCCACCUACAUCGCCAGGAAGGCCGUGGAACUGGACUUGGUUCCAGGCCGCAGUCCUGUCUCAGUGACAGCUGCAGCUAUUUACAUGGCCUCUCAAGCAUCUGCUGAGAAAAAGACACAGAAGGAAAUUGGGGACAGUGCCGGAGUGGCAGACGUCACCAUCCGUCAGUCAUAUCGCCUAAUCUACCCCCGUGCUGCAGAUCUCUUUCCUCCUGACUUCAAAUUCGACACACCAGUGGAUAAACUGCCUCAACUGUGAACACCCGUGUGCCCCACACUCAUUGCUCUUAGUACUUUUAGAAUGGUCAGCCUUUUCUCUUCCCCUGUGAAGACACAAUCCUUCUGAAAAGACAAUGGCAGGGAUUUGACUAAGCACAGAAGACACAUUCCAAGGUUUAACACAUAGCGGGCUGUACUUUCAUCUGUGUAUAUAUAAAUUGUACAUACGUCCAAGUGAGAAUUUGAUUGGUGGUUUCAACUAGGCAUAUUUUUUACUGUAAACAUUUUCUUUUGUAGGAAAUGAGUGUUAUUUUGUUAGCUUGUUUGCAUUAUAUUUAGUAAUUUAAAUAAAUGCUUUUUAUAUAUAAAAGCAUUUUUAACAUCUUGGAAAUCUCCAAAACAGGUUUACCAAUUUCUUAAGCUUUGAGUGAGCAUAAAGCAUAUAGCUCAUGAAUGGUUAUAUUAUUUCCCCCCUUUUUUUUUCAUUUUCAUGAGGGGUGUGGUAUGAAGUAGAACUCUGUUUGUGUGUUUCUGUUCCUGUUCUCACAGCACAGUAAACAGCAGAGAAUCCUUUUAGAAGUAACAAUAAUUCAUUUACAUCAGCUCUACAAACUGUGUAAAAAGAGACAAACUUACAAUGUUUGUUAAUUACAUAAACAUUUAAUUUUAUUUCAUUCAUAAUGGCCAAUUUUUUGGCAAACAUUAUUGAAAUAAUUAUUAAAAAUUAUGCUUAUUUA